AUGGACGAAAAAAACCAACCCCGUCAAUUUAUCCAUUCAAAAUCGUCCAUCAGCACCGAAGAUGGACAGCAUCUCUUUUACAUCAAAAACUCCAGCUGGCCAUCCAGCAGACCCGAUGUAGCCCUCCACUCCGGUCGAGAUAAAAGAAGCCCAGUCGCCGCAGUUUGUGAGUUGAAUACAUGGUCAGACGACAAAAUUGCACUAGGCGACCCCAGCAAAACAGGAGUCAAAUGGAUACGAUUUGAACGGCAUUCAACGUUUAAACUCGAGUAUCAAUGGUCAUUUAUUGUCUCGGAUAUCGGCCAACAGACUUUCGCAUGGAAACACACUCAUUCCGAGGGCAUUGACGACCACAAGCUGAACGGGUUCUCAUCUGGCAAUUACAAAAUGGUUGAAACUCGCACGAACAGAGUGAUUGCGGUCUAUAACAAUGGAAGUAUCUUUUCUGGACGAAGCAAGAAGUUUCAGAUUAAUGUGAACUACGGAAGUGACUUCGAUGUUUUGGUCUUGCUGACGGGGUGUGCUUUACUGGAAAAGGCGCGCAGAAACUCUCGAAGCCGCACAUCAGCCUCGACAAGAGGUGCUGCUACUGCUGCGGCUGCAUGUUAG
Messenger RNA from Talaromyces marneffei, 609 nucleotides. RefSeq lists its product as uncharacterized. The record is from RefSeq and is a predicted model, not a curated record. The transcript has a single exon. NCBI's taxonomy places the organism in Eukaryota, Fungi, Ascomycota, Eurotiomycetes, Eurotiales, Trichocomaceae. The coding region runs from base 1 to 609 and encodes 202 amino acids.